AUGCUUACAGACAUCAACCUAUUUAUUAAUGAUCUAUUAGCAAUACAACUAAUGAUCAUAGCCCCAAUUCCCCUACCAUAUGUAGACUUAGAAAAGUCCACAUUAACAGGAAACUAUAUUGGAGCUUUGACUUAUGCAUACUAUCAUAGUGCUCUAAUUGAACAUUUAACACCAGCUCAACAAACCCUACAAAAAGCAAAAAUGACUAAACAUUAUUAUACUGCCAUUAUUCAUGUCUAUAAUAUGUUUGAAUUUCUUGGCAUUGAACAGAUUUGCUGUACUAUCUAUAUAAAUUUGUUCAAGAUCGCUACUUUAUCACACCAUGACUAUCAACAGCUAGUUCAAGCAGCAUUAACAGCUAGCUUGGCUGCUUCCACAAAUGUAAGUAUCUUGCUAGAUGAUCACCUGGAGAGUAGACUUAGUGACCUUCUAUAA
Messenger RNA from Cetraspora pellucida, 435 nucleotides. The record is from the annotation of a GenBank genome assembly. NCBI's taxonomy places the organism in Eukaryota, Fungi, Glomeromycota, Glomeromycetes, Diversisporales, Gigasporaceae.